Molecule: messenger RNA, 3705 nt
Organism: Sorex araneus (European shrew)
Lineage: Eukaryota; Metazoa; Chordata; Mammalia; Eulipotyphla; Soricidae
Gene: PARD6B
Product: par-6 family cell polarity regulator beta
Exons: 3
Coding region: 289-1413 (374 amino acids)
Biological process (GO): regulation of cellular localization; establishment or maintenance of cell polarity; centrosome cycle
Cellular component (GO): nucleus; cell cortex; apical plasma membrane
Molecular function (GO): protein kinase C binding
Source: RefSeq, a predicted model, not a curated record
CGCGCCGCCCCGGUGCACGCGCGCGCGGGCUCGCGGGGGAGGCGGUCGGCCCCUGCCGGAGAGCCCGUCCCCGCUGCUCCGCCCCCUCCUCCGCCUCCGCCGCGGCCCCCGCCGAGACCCGGAGGGAGGGAGGGAGCGAGGCCGCCGCAGUCGGACCGCGGGCCCCGCCGCGCGAGCAGCCGCCGCGCAGGUGCCUGGAGGAGGCGCCGCGCCCGCCGCGCGCGCCCGCUCCCCGCGCUCCCCCAGGGCGGCCCGGGCCGAGGAGGCCGCCGCGGGCCCGGCCGCAGCAUGAACCGCAGCCACCGGCACGGGCCGGGCAGCGGCUGCCUGGGCACCAUGGAGGUGAAGAGCAAGUUCGGCGCCGAGUUCCGCCGGUUCUCGCUGGAGCGGUCCAAGCCCGGCAGGUUCGAGGAGUUCUACGGGCUGCUGCAGCAUGUGCACAAGAUCCCCAACGUGGACGUGCUGGUGGGCUACGCCGAUGUCCACGGGGACCUGCUGCCCAUCAACAAUGACGACAACUACCACAAGGCCGUGUCCACGGCCAACCCGCUGCUGCGGAUCUUCAUUCAGAAAAAGGAGGAAGCCGACUACAGUGCCUUCGGGACGGACACGCUGACCAAGAAGAAGAACGUCCUCACCAACGUGCUGCGGCCCGACAACCACAGGAAGAAGCCGCACAUCGUCAUCAGCAUGCCCCAGGACUUCCGGCCCGUGUCGUCCAUCAUCGACGUGGACAUCCUCCCAGAGACGCACCGCAGGGUCCGGCUCUACAAGUACGGCACGGAGAAGCCGCUGGGCUUCUACAUCCGCGACGGCUCCAGCGUGCGGGUGACGCCGCACGGCCUGGAGAAGGUCCCCGGCAUCUUCAUCUCCCGGCUGGUGCCGGGGGGGCUGGCCCAGAGCACGGGGCUGCUGGCCGUCAACGACGAGGUCUUGGAGGUCAACGGCAUCGAGGUCUCGGGCAAGAGCCUGGACCAGGUGACGGACAUGAUGAUCGCCAACAGCCGCAACCUCAUCAUCACCGUCCGGCCGGCCAACCAGAGGAACAACGUGGUGCGCCACAGCCGGACUUCGGGCAGCUGGGGCCAGUCCACCGACAACAGCCUCCCGAGCCUCCCGCAGCUGCCGGAGCCGAGCUUCGGGCCGGAGGAGGACGAGGACAGCGAGGACGAGGACAUCGUCAUCGAGGACAACGGGCUGCCCCAGCAGAUCCCCAAGGCCGUGCCCGCCGCCGCCGAGAGCCUGGAGUCAUUGACACAGAUCGAGCUCAGCUUCGCGUCCGGGCAGAACGGUUUUCUCCCCGGCAGCGAGGUGAGCCUGGCGCCCGCGGCGAGCGGCCCGAGCCCCGAGUUCGAGACGCACGGCCCGGGUCCGAAACUGCUGGAGGAGGACGGCACCAUCAUCACGCUCUGAGGCGGCCGCCCGCGGGGGCCGGGCUCACUGCACACGCCGCGGGCACGCAGGUACCUCCGCACGGCCGCGAGGAGGGGCAGCGCGCUGGACUCGGCCCCUCCCCCCGCCGGGGCACGCAGGGGACUUCGGGAAUCGGGAGCCUCGGGGGGUCCGAGGUGCACCCGAGUCCGAAGCUGAGAGAUCUCGGCUGGCGAGACGCUGUUUGGGGGGUUUGGAACUGGCCUUGCUGGCACAUGCUCAGAGCCCGCGCGGCCCUCGGGGGCUGUUUGGCAAGGGGGGGGUCUGCCCACUCCACCCCCGCUGGGCGGAGCCCUUUGACCCUGUCUAAGAUUCCAGCACGGAAAAAAGCCUCAUUUUCUGUCGGUACCUGGAGAACUGCAUCUUUUUUAUUUCUCAGCAUCUUAAUUUCCCACUUUCCAUUGUUGUUCUGUUACUACUUGUAACCAUAAUUUUUUUUCUAAUGCUUUUUUUUCUUUUCCUUUUUUUUUAAAAAAAACACCUUUUUCUGCUAAUUUCUAAGAAAUUAAGCCCUUUGAUUGUCUUGCUUUUAAGAGUUGUUUCCUGGCUGCUGAGCCUCGCAGCCGUGUUUUUGAGGGAUGACCGUGUAGCGGGCCCAGUUCCCGUCUGUGUGCGCGCCGUCGGUUUUACGGGCUCAUUCCGUGUGCAAAGAACUUCCGUUCUAGCUCAGAACCGUGGCGAGGUUGUCCUUCCCCUCUCUGUGUCCUCAUUUCCCAGGCUCUGCGGGCAUCAGACAUCAUUCCUUUUGGAGAAUGUGAGAGAGACAGACAGACACUGUGUGUGUGUGUGUGUGUGUGUGUGUGUGUGUGUGUGUGUGUGUGUGUGUGUGUGCGCGCUUUAUACGUUUAAUGUGUUUGAGUCGUUCAUGUGAAUCCUUUCUUGGGUAAAAGAUGCCCCCAAAUCACAAAGGUCUUGGGUUGUUUUUUUUUUUUCCUUUUUUUACACACAGGAUAAACUAGUGCACUUUUUAUAUAUUUAAUUAAAAAAUGGGGCUUUCCUUGAUGGGAUUUCUGGGAAAUCGCCUGCCCUGUACGAGAGACUCCAUCCUCUGCGCCCUCCCCGGGUAGACUGUGUCUCUGCUCUUUUCCGGGGCUGUCGAUUUCUCUCCUGGGGCAUCCGCUUACACCGAGCAGAGCCCCUCGCUUGGCCCCUCCCUUGCCGGCUCCAGGGGCCGGGGGCUGGCGCGUGCUGGCCCUGGGGACACGUGUGAGGCUGUGGGUCCCCGUGGGCAUCGCUCAGUUAUUUAUUGACCUCAUGGCAGGGCUAGCGUGGGCACCGUUGAAACCAUGAAGAAUCCAAUGACUCCGUUUUGAAGGAUAUUUGCUCUGUGUGCCGGAACUCUGUGAAAAAGUAAAGUCUCGAUUCAGUGACGCUCACUCGGCUCAAAAUACUUCGAUGUAUUUUGCUCCUAUUACCACUAGACAUGACCAACCACUAAACAAUUAACUGCACGACAUUAUGUACUUUUUGUUCAAUUCACUGACGUUCUUUAUUUAUAGACCACUUUUUUUCCCAAUGGCAUUCCAGCUUUACAUUCUGUGAGUGAUAGGAAUUGGACUCUUGAAUGACAAAAAAUAACGUUACUGGGUGGAAAAUGAAAUUUUAUUUAUAGGUGGUGCAGGGGUUCAACAUGUUAAGUAAAAAUACUUUCACACACUACCUCUUUUCUCGCUCUCUCUCUUUUUAAACAAAGUUUUAACAUCAGAACUUUGGGGUGAAAAUACUUCAGGGCUUGACUUUUUGUACAAGUUUUAACUGUAAAAAUACAGAUUUUUCUUGUGUAUAUUCAUGAAAACGGAAAUCAAAGUUGCUAGUGCUUUUUAUUUAUCCUGAGGGUCUAUAUAACCAAUGGUGUUUUCAAUUAGAUCUCAUUUAAAUUAUUUGGUAAAACAAUUUAUUAGAUGUAAAAUUAUCAGUUAUUUCCAGUGAACCUGUUAGCAAAGAUAACGGAUUCAGCCUAAAAUUUUGCAGUACUAAAUGUCAAGCCGACUGUGAAUUUUGUUCUGUAUUUUAAGUAAAUUUAUGAUAAUGUUCUCAUGAGCUAUCAACAAAAUACGUACUUUUGUGAACUAUGAAUUUUCUAAUUAAAUUUUACAUGCAACAAUAUGAUUUUUACAUGAAUGAAACUUUGUUUAAACUAUCAAAUGUCAGUAUUUUAAUACAAUUUUAUUAUAGAAUGUACAUUCUCACAAAAUGAACUUUGAUUUUUAAAAUCAAAUUAGCUUUAGUUGUAUAUUAUUUUUUACAAAUAAAGAUAGACUUGUAUAAAGGCUA